CAAUGAUUAAUACAUAUUGGUAAUCGUACAACCCAUCACGAUUUUUUUUUUUAUCAAAAGAAACACUUUUAUGUAUGUGUAGCUGACUUUCAAAAUUAUCUUGUUGUGAAAAUGUACCAUGUCAGCCUAAGCAUGUUGGGGAGACGAAAAGCCUUCCACGAUGUUAAAUAAAUGCUGUGCCGAUGGUAAUCACGUGUCUGUAAACCGAUUGCUACUACUUGUCACCCUCUCAUUAAGUCUAUCGCUGGGUAGCAUCCGCCACGACCGUCGGCACCCCCACCACUACAAAGGGUUCCAAGUGCACUUCGAAAUGUCAAAUAUAAGCUACAAGAUUCCACACCAUAAAUUUGGGUUCCCCCACUCCGAAUUCCGAUCCCUGGUGGACCCCAGUGUGAGUGACGUGAUAAAGAGUGACUUAACUUUGUGGCCGGUCAAGAAGGAGGCGGUGUUGGAAGGUGACGUAAUUUUGGGAGGUCUCAUGAUGGUUCAUGAAAGAGAAGAUUCCGUGACUUGCGGACCCAUCAUGCCUCAAGGAGGAAUACAGGCUUUGGAAACGAUGUUGUUCACUCUGGAUGUGAUAAAUUCACAAGGCUUGCUACCCUUCACACUUGGUGCUCAUAUUCUUGACGAUUGCGAUAAGGACACUUAUGGGCUAGAGAUGGCUGUGGAUUUCAUCAAAGGGUCCAUCAGCAACAUAGAUGACACCGAGUUCUACUGCAACAAAAGCUCAGUUCGUAAAGUGAUUUCUGGAGUUGUUGGAGCAGCUUCCAGUGUCACCUCUAUACAAGUAGCUAACUUGCUCAGGUUGUUUAAGAUUCCACAGGUGUCCUUUUUCUCCACAUCUCCGGAGCUGAGUAACAAACAGAGGUUCGAGUAUUUCACGAGAACCAUCCCAUCAGACCAUCACCAGGUCAAAGCUAUGGUAGAAAUAGUCCGGAGGUUAGGCUGGAGUUACGUAUCGAUCAUCUAUGAGGAGUCCAACUACGGCAUUAAGGCAUUCGAAGAGCUUGAAGUUCUACUAGCUAAGUAUGACAUCUGCAUAGCUAUAAAAGAAAAGCUAGUGAAGGAUUCCGGUGUGGCUGAAGAGAGUGCUUAUGACUACAUAGUGCAAAAACUCCUUACAAAACCCCGAGCUAGAGGAGCUAUAGUUUUCGGGUCUGAUCAAGAGGUGGCUGGUUUGAUGAAAGCCAUUCGUCGCUGUAACGCCACAGGCAGCUUCUCAUGGAUAGGCAGCGACGGCUGGUCAGCGAGGUCCUUAGUUUGGCAGGGCAGUGAGGCUGAAGUUGAGGGAACCCUUAGUGUGCAACCUCAGGCCAACCCUGUGUUAGGGUUUGACACAUACUUCCUCAACCUGACUGUGGAGAACAACAAGAGGAACCCUUGGUUCGUAGAGUUUUGGGAGGAUCACUUCCACUGCCGGUACCCCAACAGUUCGCGGACCCCUCACAACUUCAAAUAUACCCGCCAGUGUACCACCCAGGAGCGACUCACAAGAGGGAACACAGCCUUCGAGAACCAGCUUCAGUUUGUUAGCGAUGCGGUGAUGGCCUUCGCACACGCCUUCAAGGACAUGCAUGCGGAGGUGUGCCACGGUCGCCCAGGACUGUGCGAGGCGAUGAGGCCUACCAGAGGUCCAGAACUGCUCAGGCACCUGAAGAAUGUCAACUUUAAAGGACUAUCAGGUGACAAGUUCAAGUUUGACCCCAAUGGUGACGGACCAGCCCGGUACAACAUAAUUCACUUCAAACAAGUAACAGCUGGCAACUACCAGUGGGUUAGGGUCGGAGAAUAUGAUGAUGGGGAGCUGAGACUGAACAUGACUGGUAUUCAGUUUAAACUGUCACAUCCUCAGCCUCCUGAAAGUGUAUGCAGCCCGGCCUGUGAACUCGGACAAGCCAAGAAAUACGUGGAGGGAGAGUCUUGCUGUUGGCACUGCUUUAACUGUUCGCAGUAUCAGAUAAGACACCCAAUGGAUGAGACGCAGUGUGUCAACUGCCCAGAAGGAACAGUUCCGGACAUCACCAAACAGGCUUGUCUUAACAUCCCAGAGGUUUUCCUCAGAGCAGAGAGCGCCUGGGCCAUCGGAGCAAUGUCAUUCUCUACAACUGGUAUUCUGGUUACCCUCUUUGUCGCUGGAGUGUUCAUACGUCACAACGACACGCCGGUAGUAAAAGCUGCUGGUAGGGAACUCAGCUAUGUACUACUCACUGGCAUACUACUCUGCUACCUGGUCACCUUUGCAUUGGUACUGCGACCUACCAACACAGUUUGCGGCGUACAAAGGUUUGGCGCAGGAUUCUGCUUUACAGUUGUGUACGCAGCUCUGCUCACCAAGACCAACAGAAUCUCACGUAUAUUCAACGCAGGAAAGCGGACUGCUAAGAGACCUUCAUUCAUCACUCCCAAGUCUCAGAUCAUCAUCUGCUCUGGCCUAUGCAGCGUACAGGUUAUCAUCAACGUGGUCUGGUUCUUUCUGUCACCUCCUCGUGCCAUCCACCACUAUCCCACGAGAGAAGACAACCUUUUGAUCUGUUCCUCGUACGUGGACGCCUCCCACAUGAUAGCUUUCGGGUAUCCAAUCGUGUUGAUCGUCGUUUGCACCGUGUACGCUGUCAAGACGAGAAACAUCCCAGAGGCAUUCAACGAGAGCAAGCACAUCGGGUUCACUAUGUACACAACAUGUGUGAUUUGGUUGGCGUUUGUUCCCCUGUACUUCGGCACAGGCAACCACAUGCCGCUGAGGAUCACCUCAAUGUCUGUCACCAUCAGCCUGUCUGCCAGCGUAACGAUAGCCUGCCUCUUCUCUCCAAAGCUGUACAUAAUCUUGGUGAGGCCGGAGCGUAACGUACGUCAGAGUAUGAUGGCGGGGGCGUCGUCUAGAUACUCUGCCACCCUUAAGUCUGGCACUAGUGGCAGCGUGAUGGUAGCAGCGGUUUCUACAACGCAUAGGCUAUCUCAGCCCUUCAUAGCUGCCACGGGGCCCUUAGGAGGAUCGAGGUGUAUAGACAUCGAGAUGUGCUCAGAUUUUGUAAAUAAGAAACCAAUGUUGGUUAGCAGAUCGACUCAAACACUAUCUCCUGUAGCUAGCAACAACAAUUUGGUCAGCAAUGUGAUAGGCAAUGGACCUUUGGAUGGAGUAUCAUUGUAGCAUCAAAAAACUCCUCUAGAGGAUUGUGUUGAAUUAUAACUCAGACUCAGCUGAUAUAGACGACUAUCAAAGCUGGAACAAUGAUGUAGAUUGUUUAUGAUUUAUGAAAAUAGUUAGAGUUUGGCAGUAGUCUUGCCUCCGAAUCGAACUAAAACAUCAUAAGUUACAUCCUUAUGUUAAAGCUGAUGUUAUUUUUUUAUAAACGAAGUUUUAUUGAGCUAGUAACAGCGCUGCUGUAAAUUACUUAUUUCUUCCGUACACACCAAUGUUUCAACGAAGCUAAACCAAAAAGAUAACACUAAUAAACUUUAUCAUGUUUUAUGUAAUUUAAUUAUCCUGGUACAAAAAUGAGAACACUGGACUUAAACAGUACUCUUUAACUCUGUAAAUGACUUAGCUACAUAUACUUCAGCAUCCAAAAGUCAGUUGCUCCAACAACAGGUACAAUCAUAACAGAGAAUAUUUGUGUGAAAUGAUCAACGCUUUAUUAUAGCGACAAUUUGUAGCGAUGUACUAUUCACUUAAAAGUGCCAAAUCAGUAAUUUGAGUAACCUUACUGAUACGUACAGACAGACAGUAUUGUAUUUUUGUAUUUAUUAUAUUUAAGUCCAAAGUUGUAAAUAAAUGUAAAAUAUGUAACCUGACCCGGAAAUGAGAAUAAGAAUGUUUUACCUUACUUCCGGGGAGUCAUUACCCAGACAUCCGGUGGCAAUGAGCCCUGCUCCCGGAUGUCCAGAGACGCUUUUCCGGAGCUUUCCCACAUGCUGUUUCGAAUGUACAAAAAUAUACGUAAUUCGUAAAAUGUUACUGUGAUUAUGUAUUUUUGGUACAUAGUUGAGGUUAAAUUUUAAAAAAUUUUUGUUUUCAAAACUGAUUUCAUUGCAGGAAUAUGACGUUCUAUAUCUCCUAUAUAUUUAUUGAAAUUGAUUACAGAAUGUAUUGUAUUCUAUUCAUACGAUGUUACUCCUGACGAUAUUACCUAUGU
Macrosteles quadrilineatus (aster leafhopper) is the source of this 4133-nucleotide messenger RNA. Its product is annotated as metabotropic glutamate receptor 2-like. Gene Ontology annotation, molecular function: adenylate cyclase inhibiting G protein-coupled glutamate receptor activity. NCBI's taxonomy places the organism in Eukaryota, Metazoa, Arthropoda, Insecta, Hemiptera, Cicadellidae. The record is from RefSeq and is a predicted model, not a curated record. Gene Ontology annotation, biological process: G protein-coupled receptor signaling pathway. Gene Ontology annotation, cellular component: membrane. The transcript has 15 exons. Bases 161 to 3148 code for a protein of 995 amino acids.